AUGGGCCAGGAGCUGUGCGCCAAGACUCUACCCCCUGAGUGUAGCUGCUAUCUCUGCCCGGAGGGAGGAGAGGCACACAGCUGUCAGCAGACUCAGCCUGCGGCGAUGGAGACUGUGGUGGAGCUUACAGACCUAGAAGAAGCACCAGGCUGCAUGACUUCAUUUCACCCUGGGGGACGUCAGGCUGUCCGCGCCCGGAAGCAGAAGAGUCAAAGGCCACGCAGUCACAGCGAUGCUUUUCAAGAAGAGGGUCUGAGGCAGAGUUCUCAGUGGAGGAAGAGCCUCCCGUUUGGGGCAGCCUCCUCUUACUUGAACUUGGAGAAGCUGGGUGAAGGUUCUUACGCUACAGUUUACAAGGGCAUUAGCAGAAUCAAUGGCCAGUUAGUGGCUUUAAAAGUCAUCAGCAUGAACGCAGAGGAAGGAGUCCCAUUCACAGCUAUCCGGGAAGCUUCUCUCCUGAAAGGUUUGAAACAUGCCAAUAUUGUGCUCCUGCAUGACAUAAUCCACACCAAAGAGACACUGACGUUCGUUUUUGAAUACAUGCACACAGAUCUGGCCCAGUAUAUGUCUCAGCAUCCAGGAGGACUUCACCCUCACAAUGUCAGGCUUUUUAUGUUUCAACUUUUGCGGGGCCUGGCGUUCAUCCACCACCAACACGUCCUUCACAGGGACCUGAAGCCUCAGAACUUGCUCAUCAGUCACCUGGGAGAGCUCAAGCUGGCUGAUUUCGGUCUUGCUCGGGCCAAGUCCAUUCCCAGUCAGACUUACUCUUCAGAAGUGGUCACCCUCUGGUACCGCCCUCCGGAUGCCUUGCUGGGAGCCACUGAGUAUUCCUCCGAACUGGACGUAUGGGGAGCUGGCUGCAUCUUUAUUGAAAUGUUCCAGGGUCGGCCUUUGUUUCCUGGGGUUUCCAACAUCUGGGAGCAGCUGGAGAAGAUCUGGGAGGUGUUGGGAGUGCCUACGGAGGAUACUUGGCCUGGAAUCUCCAAACUACCUAACUACAAUCCAGAAUGGUUCCCGCUGCCUGCGCCUCCAAGCCUUCAGAGGGUCUGGAGCAGGUUGGGCGGGGUGCCUGAAGCUGAAGACUUGGCCUCUCGGAUGCUGAAGGGCUGUCCUCGAGCCCGGGUCUCCGCCCAGCAGGCCCUGGUUCACCACUACUUCAGCGCCCUGCCUUCGCAGCUCCGCCAGCUCGCCAAUGAGGAGUCUUUGUUUACGGUUUCAGGAGUGAGACUAAAGCCAGAAAUGUGUGACCUUUUGGCCUCCUACCGGAAAGGUCACCACCCAGCCCGGUUGAGCAAAUGCUGGUGAAGAGAAGGAGGGCGAGC
This is a messenger RNA of Echinops telfairi (small Madagascar hedgehog), 1325 nucleotides long. RefSeq names its product cyclin dependent kinase 15 (gene CDK15). Gene Ontology annotation, biological process: protein phosphorylation. The coding region runs from base 1 to 1308 and encodes 435 amino acids. Gene Ontology annotation, cellular component: cytoplasm; nucleus; cytosol. The transcript has 13 exons. The record is from RefSeq and is a predicted model, not a curated record. NCBI's taxonomy places the organism in Eukaryota, Metazoa, Chordata, Mammalia, Afrosoricida, Tenrecidae. Gene Ontology annotation, molecular function: cyclin binding; cyclin-dependent protein serine/threonine kinase activity; ATP binding.